Messenger RNA from Ziziphus jujuba (common jujube), 2307 nucleotides. RefSeq names its product probable polyamine transporter At1g31830. The record is from RefSeq and is a predicted model, not a curated record. NCBI's taxonomy places the organism in Eukaryota, Viridiplantae, Streptophyta, Magnoliopsida, Rosales, Rhamnaceae. Gene Ontology annotation, cellular component: membrane. The transcript is spliced from 2 exons. Gene Ontology annotation, biological process: transmembrane transport. Gene Ontology annotation, molecular function: transmembrane transporter activity. The coding region runs from base 344 to 1990 and encodes 548 amino acids.
AAAAAAAUACAAUAAAAUAACAUAAACAAAAAAAAGAAAAAAAUUGAAAACACCAAAACAAACACAAAGUAGGCAUGAACAAAUGCAAUAUGAUUGCAACUUUUUUCGAGCACACACGUUGUUAGCGUUUUUGCUAAAUAAAUAGUAGAUAUUUGGAGAUGGAUAGCUCAUGCUCUUUCUCUCUUCCUUGUAUUAUUCUCUACAUUUCAAACUCUCUCUUUCACUCUCUCUCUCUCUCUCUCUCUCUCUCUCUCUCUCUCUGUGUUUCACUCUCUCUGUCUUUCUAUGAGUUUCUGCUUGAAAAGCUAGUGAUCUAGUUUGGUCCUAGUUUUUGGUGAUCCUGAUGGCUCAGACAAGUGGGUCAUCGGACGGUGGUGAUGGUAGUGCUUCAGGAGUGGUUUCAGGUGGGCUUGAAGUAGCAGAUCGUGGAAUCGGUGAAGGUGAUCGGACUGUUAAAUUGGAGGUUUCUAAGCCUCAUACUCAGCUCCAGUUGCCUACCACCAACUGUGACGGAGGUGACCAAACUGAGCAGAAAUUGACAAGCACAGAGAGUAGGCAAGCUUCAAUUGCAAUGGGAGAGUACAAUGGUGUUCAAUAUGUGUCGGUUGACGAUGUUCAUUCCCCAAGGGGAGAUAAUCUCAGAAAAGUCUCUGUUCUCCCUCUCGUCUUCCUCAUCUUCUAUGAGGUAUCUGGAGGGCCAUUUGGAGUUGAGGAUAGUGUAAAUGCAGCAGGUCCCCUUCUAGCUCUUCUUGGGUUUUUGGUCUUUCCGUUGAUAUGGAGUGUUCCAGAAGCAUUAAUUACGGCCGAGAUGGGAACCAUGUUCCCUGAGAAUGGAGGUUAUGUGGUUUGGGUUUCGUCUGCGUUGGGGCCUUUUUGGGGAUUUCAGCAGGGUUGGAUGAAAUGGCUGAGUGGGGUUAUCGAUAAUGCUUUGUAUCCUGUUCUGUUUCUGGACUAUUUGAAGUCUGGAAUCCCAGCUUUAGCUGAUGGUUUUCCAAGAACUAUGGCAGUGUUAGCUUUGACGGCUUUUCUUACUUACAUGAACUAUAGAGGGUUAACGAUUGUGGGAUGGACUGCUGUUCUUUUGGGUAUUUUUUCGAUCCUUCCUUUUGUGGUUAUGGGGUUUGUGGCAAUUCCGAAGUACAAGGCUGCUAGAUGGUUAGUGGUAGAUCUACACAAUGUGGACUGGAAUCUGUAUUUAAACACGCUGUUUUGGAAUCUGAACUAUUGGGACUCCAUUAGUACACUUGCAGGAGAGGUAGAAAAUCCAAAGAGAACUCUACCGAAGGCUUUGUUAUAUGCUGUGAUCUUGGUAGUUCUUGGGUACUUUUUCCCUCUCUUAAUAGGCACUGGGGCUGUUCCACUCCAUCGUGACUCGUGGACUGAUGGGUAUUUCUCGGAUAUUGCUAAAAUCGUAGGGGGAGUUUGGUUGAGAUGGUGGAUCCAAGCAGCUGCAGCAAUGUCCAAUAUGGGAAUGUUUGUGGCUGAAAUGAGCAGUGACUCUUUCCAACUUCUUGGGAUGGCAGAACGUGGGAUGCUGCCUGAGUUAUUUGCAAAGAGGUCACGUUAUGGAACCCCACUGAUUGGCAUCCUGUUCUCAGCGUCUGGCGUUGUUCUCCUGUCUUGGCUGAGCUUUCAAGAAAUUGUAGCUGCAGAAAACUUCUUGUACUGUUUUGGAAUGUUUUUGGAGUUUAUAGCAUUUAUACAAUUGAGGAUAAAACGCCCAGCUGCAUCUCGGCCUUACAAGAUACCUAUUGGAACAGUUGGAGCCAUUCUUAUGUGUAUCCCUCCAACCAUUUUGAUUUGUGUUGUCUUGGCUCUUUCUUCACUCAAAGUCAUGGUGGUAAGCAUUAUUGCCAUAAUUAUCGGCUUUGUGAUGCAUCCCUGUCUCAAAUAUGUUGAGAAAAAACAAUGGCUCAAGUUCUCAAUCAGUACUCACCUUUCUGAUCUUCACAGCGCAAAUCAGGAGAGUGCUCACUCACUGGUCAAUUAGGAAGACCUUAAACUAUGAAUAAGCAAGAUAUCGACUGUAGUUUUUGUUCUCUUGCCAUUGUAGAAAUCUACGGGUGAUCAAGCUGUUUUUCAUGGUUAAUUUGUAUGCUAUGAUCUUCCCUGAAAGCAUUGCUGUUUAUCAUCUUUGUUUUAAGUGUGAUGGUAAAUCUAGAUGUUUUGUUCAGUGUUUGGAGAUUAGCACCCUUGUAUGCAUAAAUUUAAUUUGCGAUCUUCAUUUCAGAUGGUCAUAAUGUUGUGAUUUUCAUGAUUAUGUAUAUCAGAGUUUCAUAAUUUAAAAGAACUUUGCAUUUGUGGUAA